Cyprinus carpio (common carp) is the source of this 1523-nucleotide messenger RNA. Its product is annotated as high mobility group protein HMG-I/HMG-Y-like. The transcript has 5 exons. Gene Ontology annotation, cellular component: nucleus; chromatin. The record is from RefSeq and is a predicted model, not a curated record. Gene Ontology annotation, biological process: regulation of DNA-templated transcription. Lineage: Eukaryota; Metazoa; Chordata; Actinopteri; Cypriniformes; Cyprinidae. Gene Ontology annotation, molecular function: transcription coregulator activity; DNA binding. The coding region runs from base 372 to 650 and encodes 92 amino acids.
GUGCUUGGCGCCAGUUAUUUGUCACAGCCAUCAUAUGCAGCAUAUGGCGCGUGAGAUCCGCCUCUCUUCCCAUCAACCUGCGGCUCGUCCCGCUUUUCCGCUGGCCUUUUAUUCCGCUGACAGGCGGCUGUUCCUGAACUCGCUUUAAUCGCAUCUCUUUCGCGUCUCCCGCGAUACAGUCGGAAGCGACAGAGUUAAUUUCGCUCUUUUCCGCGCGCAGACGUCUGUUUAGCUCGGAAUUAGACCGUGGUUUAUUGGUAGACGGUCGGUUGCGCUCUAAUUCAAUCAGCAGAGAUCGUGCGGGAGGUGGGGCCACCGAACAGAACAGCGCGCAUCACACCAUUAUUUUCCUGUAAGUGCAUCCAAGAAAUAUGAGCGAUUCAGAGAAACAAACAGUCUCCCUUAAAGACAAGGAUGGAGUGGAGAAAAGGGGACGAGGAAGACCAAGGAAACAUCCAAAGGAAUCGAGUGGGUCGCCAACUGCGAAAAGAUCAAGAGGACGGCCGAAAGGCAGCAAAAACAAAGGCCCAUCCAAGAGAAAAUCGUCAGCUCCUGGCAGCAAACCGAAGGGAAAGCUGAAGAAAGGGGAAAAGGAAAAACCUCAGGACUCAUCUGAGGACGCUGAGGAAGAUGACGAAGAGGAGCAGUAACAAUCUAACUACCUCAUACCCAACGAAACAAACCGUCUGCUCUCCAACCUGUGAAAAACAUGGAAUGUCAUUCACGUCUUUCUACAACCACAAAAGGACAGUAAUAGAUGUAAUAUUCUGCAUAAUACAUGAGUUUUAUAUCAUUAGAUCAAAUAUACUGUAGAACCCAGAAUCACACUGCAUACAAAUGUCAUGUGUUUCCUGUUACUUUUAUUAUAUAUCUAUUGGACUGAGGUGCUUUUCUACUUACGCUUUGUUUGUAGUUCUGUUUAGUCAUUUUUGUGUCCAUAUUGUAGACUAGAUUUAGAUCAAGCUAUGUGUAACAUCAUGGGCUUAAUAGUUCUCAUAGAAUGCAUUCAUUUUGAAUUUACCUAGAUUUUUGUUAGUGUAUAAUACUUAGCAGCCAACAGUGAAUAUUUGUUUCAAGGCAGGUUCUUAUAUUUUGUAAUCAAAUACAAGUUACCCAGGCCAGAUGUUGAGGGAGCACAUAGAUUUAGUUUAAAUGAAUAGUUCACCCAAAAAUCUAAAUUUGUUGGAUGUUAACUCACACUCAGGCCAUCCAUAUGUAGAUGGGUUUUUUCUUCAUCAGAAGAGAUUUGGAGAAAUGUAGCAUUACAUCAGUUGCUCACCAGUGGAUCCUCUGCAGUGAAUGGGUGCCGUCAGAAUGAGAGUACAAACAGCUGAUAAAAACAUCACAAUAAUCCACACCACUCCAGUCCAUGAAUUAAUGUCUACAGAAAACAUGUAUGCUUGUAAGAAACAAACCAACCUUAAGACAUUUUUUAAAUGAAACUUUUUUUUUUCAUAUUUGCUCCAAUGAAAAAGUCAUCUCAUCUGAAUCAAGAGAGAGAUAUGCACAGAUAAAACACUGUU